CACAUACAAGCUUUUUAGUAAAUCAACUUAAAAUAUGUAAUAUGAUGCCUUACUUGCUUCUAGAUUUUAAACUACGGAAUCUUUUUGUGCGUAAGUGUGUUUGCUUGUCUCAUGCGGCAUAAUAUACUUCUAUGCUAAUCUUUUUUGAGUUUUUCUUAAUUCUUUCUCCCAAUUUUAGUUUCUCUUUUUAUGUUCAUUGUGUUUUCUUCCUUAGCUAUGUGUUCUUGUUCUUCAUUCUUGAUAAAAAUACAAACACAAUUUAGUAAAACGAGUUGUUGCUCAUUCUUCCAGUUCCUGGCAGCGUACUUCCAAGCUCUCCCUAUUUGGCUCAUGGAAUCUCUAAGAUCAAAAUGCAAAACUUUAAUCAAUAGCAUAAAUUGUUUCGGAUACCGCAAAAGUGGAAGCUCGUCUUUGGUUGUGGAAGUCGAUGAGCCAUCAAAGGGACUCAAAAUCCAAGGGAAGGUUGUGAAUAAAGGUUGUGGUUCAUCAGACGGUUUCUGGAGCACAGGUGCAUGUGAUAUGGACCACAAUAUCACGAUUCGAUCACAAUCUUUAAACCCGCCUUUUGAUCCCCGAUGCAGCACAAGCAACUCUACCGAAUUUGUAAACCAUGGGCUUGCUCUAUGGAACCAAACGAGACAACAAUGGCGCGAAUGCAGAACCAUCCAACAAUGCCGAGUUCCAGAACCUGCAAUAAGCUGGAACGAGACAUAUGAUAGCUUGUUGAGCACAAACAAGCCUUUUUCUCGACCUAUACCUCUUCAGGACAUGGUGCAUUUUCUUGUUGAUGUUUGGGAGGAAGAAGGCUUGUACAUAUGAUUGUGAUUAAAGAAUCACAUGGAACUUAAGAAAAAGUUACACAUGUAUAUGAUUGGGAAAAAAAGAUAUAGACUAUGUAUAUCCAUUAUUGAAAUUCUUCGAUUAGUCUUUAAAUUAAAACCUCUGUUAAUUAUUUUGGCAUCAAUUUUUGAAAGAGAUCUCUUUGUCC
This is a messenger RNA of Thlaspi arvense, 988 nucleotides long. The record is from the annotation of a GenBank genome assembly. Lineage: Eukaryota; Viridiplantae; Streptophyta; Magnoliopsida; Brassicales; Brassicaceae.